Molecule: messenger RNA, 210 nt
Organism: Lodderomyces orthopsilosis Co 90-125
Lineage: Eukaryota; Fungi; Ascomycota; Pichiomycetes; Serinales; Debaryomycetaceae
Product: TFIIH complex subunit
Exons: 1
Coding region: 1-210 (69 amino acids)
Biological process (GO): transcription by RNA polymerase II; transcription initiation at RNA polymerase II promoter; nucleotide-excision repair, preincision complex assembly
Cellular component (GO): transcription factor TFIIH holo complex; transcription factor TFIIH core complex
Source: RefSeq, a predicted model, not a curated record
AUGUUAGUCGCUAGUAAAGGUGUCCUUGUGAAAUGUGAUCCAUCAAUAAAGGCACUCAUUAUUCAAAUUGACUCAGUUACCCCAGGCAUUGUGCUAGAAGAAUUGGACGACACACAUUUAUUAAUACAACAAGAUAAAGUAGAUACAGUCAAAAAUGAGUUAAACAAGAUGUUGUCGAAAAAUAUCUACAAUCCGUUUGAGGAAGAGUAA